Molecule: messenger RNA, 1359 nt
Organism: Artibeus jamaicensis (Jamaican fruit-eating bat)
Lineage: Eukaryota; Metazoa; Chordata; Mammalia; Chiroptera; Phyllostomidae
Gene: CRBN
Product: cereblon
Exons: 11
Coding region: 22-1359 (445 amino acids)
Biological process (GO): protein ubiquitination
Cellular component (GO): Cul4A-RING E3 ubiquitin ligase complex
Source: RefSeq, a predicted model, not a curated record
AUGCUGUGCGGGUAAACAGACAUGGCGGGCGAGGGCGACCCGCAGGACGCUGCGCACGACAUGGGCAACCACCUGCCGCUGCUACCUGCAGAGAGUGAGGAGGAAGAGGAUGGGGUCGAAAUGGAAGUGGAAGACCAGGACGGCAGAGAGGCCAAGAAACCCAACAUCAUAAAUUUUGACACCAGUCUGCCAACGUCACACACGUACCUGGGCGCCGACAUGGAGGAGUUCCACGGCCGGACGCUGCACGAUGACGACAGCUGCCAGGUGCUGCCGGUGCUGCCGCAGGUGGCGCUGGUGCUGAUCCCGGGGCAGACCCUGCCGCUGCAGCUCUUCCGCCCGCAGGAGGUCAGCAUGGUGCGCACGCUGAUCCAGAGGGACCGGACCUUCGCGGUCCUCGCCUACAGUAACGUGCAGGAGCGGGAAGCCCAGUUCGGAACCACGGCUGAGAUCUAUGCCUACCGCGAGGAGCAGGACUUCGGGAUCGAGGUGGUGAAGGUGAAGGCCGUGGGGCGGCAGCGGUUCCGUGUGCUGGAGCUGAGGACGCAGGCGGACGGGAUCCAGCAGGCGAAGGUACGGAUCCUGCCCGAGUGCGUGCUGCCCUCCACCAUGUCCGCCGUCCAGCUGGAGUCCCUCCGCAGGCGCCAGCUCGUCCCCGCCCCGGCCGGCUCCCGGGAGGACCGCCGCUCCUGCACGUGGUGGCAGAAGUACCAGAAGAGGAAGUUUCAUUGUGCAAAUCUGACCUCGUGGCCUCGCUGGCUGUAUUCCUUAUAUGACGCUGAGACUUUGAUGGACAGAAUCAAGAAGCAGCUCCGUGAGUGGGACGAGAAUCUGAAAGACGAGUCUCUGCCUUCUAAUCCGAUAGACUUUUCCUACAGAGUCGCGGCUUGUCUCCCCAUCGACGACGUGCUGAGGGUCCAGCUCCUCCGGAUCGGCAGCGCCGUCCAGCGCCUGCGCUGUGAGCUGGACAUCAUGAACAAGUGCACGUCUCUCUGCUGCAAACAGUGCCAGGAAACAGAGAUAACCACCAAAAAUGAGAUAUUCAGCCUGUCCCUGUGUGGGCCGAUGGCAGCCUACGUGAACCCCCACGGCUACGUGCACGAGACGCUGACUGUGUACAAGGCCUCCAACCUGAGCCUCGUCGGCCGGCCAUCCACGGAGCACAGCUGGUUUCCCGGGUUUGCCUGGACGGUGGCCCAGUGCAAGAUCUGUGCGAGCCACGUUGGAUGGAAAUUCACUGCCACCAAAAAAGACAUGUCACCUCAGAAAUUUUGGGGGCUGACGCGGUCUGCUCUGCUGCCCACGAUCCCCGACACUGAGGACGACAUGGGCCCAGACAAAGUGGUGCUGUGCUUGUGA